AGGACCGAACUGCUAUGGCCGAAGACUUGGCUGAUCAAAUUGACGACUAUAUCUGUGUAUUUGAAGGAGCCGGUGAUCUAACGAUGGAUACGUUCGUCAUGCUACUGUUCGCGCUGAUCGUGGUAGUGAUUUCGCUAGUGUUCGCGACCAAGCUGAUCUACGACAAGUACGUCCUGCGGAAGGGCGCCACGACCGGUGGGACCGUGGAAGGUGCCGCCGGUUCUGCCGUGACCGGAACUACGGCUAGCGUGGCUUCACCGGUGGUUUCUACUGGUGUGGCCGUUGCGGUCGGUGGCACGCGCCUGUCCGAACCGAAGGAAGUGCUCACCAAGAAGGAUGCCAUCCUGUCGCAAGUCCGUAAUGGCGGUGCCGGUGGUGUGGCCGGUGGUGCACGACCCGGCGGUGGUUUCGGUGGCGGUGGAAUGGGAGGUGGCGGCGGUGCCAUGAUCGCUCGCAAACGAAUUUCCCGCAUGAGCCCCGGCCCGGAACUGACGCAGAAAAAGCGUCCCAUAAUUCCACCGUCGAACAUCAAUGGAGCUAAUCCGGAAAUAACUAAGUGGGGGAUCCAUCUGUUCCGCUGGUUGUACUCCGACCUCGUGGUGGUUAACAAGUUGCUGCAGGACUGGGUAUCGUCCGUCAACACGGCCCUCCUGACGCACGUCGAGCAGCACGAGAUGAUCGUCGAAAUUGUGCGAGUGCUUCCCGAGAGUCUGCCUCCGAACCUGUCGAGCAUCCUGUGUGAACCGACCGACCAACCGAACGAAGUCGAGCUGCUGUUCGACGUCGAUACCACGCCCGUCCUGCAGAUCAAGGCAUUCAAAUCGAACAACCAGAAAACGGAAGUGUCCCACUACAAGGCAACCAUUUCGCGACUGAAGUCCCGUGUCAGCGUUAUCGUUAACUACAUCGCGCUCAAGGGAGAAAUGAAACUCGAGGGCUAUCCGGACAUUAAAAUUCAUCUAAACAGCAUUGGACCGCUGAAAACCGCCAACACGCAGGACGAGAAGAAACAGAUCGAUCUCAUCACGGAAUUGCUGAUCGGAUCUAUCCGGGAUGUCGUGUAUCCGGUGGAUUUCUCUAUCUACUCCACUUGUCCGCGCAUAAUGGGCGAAGAGUCCGAUGAGGUCACAUCAGACUAUGGCUAUGGCGGAUACAAUGAUGGAUAUCGAGCAUAUCAGGACGACGCGUACGGUACCGGCCUGUCGGCAUCGCCGAGAAAGCUUCUAGUCAAAGUUCUCAAAGCGGAAGGACUUCUUAAGUGCACUAAGCCGUACUGUGUGAUCGAAAUGGAUGAACCAGCUCAGAAGCACCAAUCAACAUCUAAGCAAAGCCAAAGCCCGUACUGGGACGAAUCUUUCUUGUUUGACCUGUCGAACCACUCUACCGAACUCCUAUUCGAGGUGUACGAUACUGUAGCAGUAGGUAAAGAUAAUCCAACGGCUGAUCGAGAGGCCGACCAGGAAGAGACCUGUGAGGAUGCUGGCAGCGAUCCUCUACAGGUUUCGUCUCCGACGGCCAGUGCGGCGACAAUGGCGCCCUGCAUGCCUCCGUCGACGCCCAGCGUCGACAGUACUAACACGAGCGUGCCAAACGAACCGGACAACGGCAGCGAUGGUGCCCUAGCCACCGUUGCCGAGUGUCCCGAGCCAAGUGCCGUAUCGCAGGACGAUACUGAUCGUGCGCUAGAACCUGAACCAUCCGCUCUCGACGCCGGUGGUGAUCCCGCAUGUUCCGAUACUAACCAAUCUAAACCCCGUACUGCAUCGGGCGGACAAAAGUUCCUUGGAUUGGGCUUGGUUGGCAUCGACGAAUUGGCCAACGGUCCGGCCACGACUCAGAUCCUCGAAUUGCAGCCUCGUCCUUACGAAACAGAAAACAUUACCGGUUCUCUAACGGUUGAGUUCGUGUUCAUCGAUUCCCCACCGGUUCCAGCGGCAAGGCGACAGUUUACCCAACCAUCCUUCCAGACGAACGGAAUGUCCAAUUUUGCUCGAGAUGCCGUUACAAGUACACCGGGAGCAACGGCGAGCCCUACGGGGGCUAAUAAACAUUUGGUAAAUGGCACCUCAACGUCUCCAUCUUCACCAUCCAAACAAUUGCCCACUAAGGCACAAACGAUGACAGAACGGAACCAACGAUUCCAAGCAGCCGAAGCUAAUCGAAUGAACAACUCCUUCUUGAAGCCAACAGCCACCGGGCAGCUGAGCCCGAUUAAUGGUGGAAAAUCAGAAUCAACCCCGGCCUCGCCGGCACUCUCCUCCGCUUCCGCCACCUCGCAAUCCAUGUCGGCCAGCUUGAGCAACAGCGCUCCUAUUAGCAUCAACUCGGCGCCACCGCUUAAGAAACCGCGAAACAUUUUCGGCACGCUGCGCAACAAGCUGACACCGUCGAAGAAGUCGAAAUCCCUGGACGUACCGCAGUACAGCCCGACCACGCCGGGAGAUAAUAUGCGUAGCGCGUCCUCAACGCUCAGCCGAGGACCAUCGUUUGAUCAAAGAUCGAACAUCUUCCGCAAUCUGUCACGCAAGUCGUCCAUCUCGGAGUCUUCCGCCAUAUCAGGAAUGUCGACCGGCAGUGGGCGAACGUACGUGCACGAGGAAUCGACGCUGCUGCUCGAGACGACCGAGAAUAACGUCGUCCGGCACUAUCUGGUUCCGCUCGAGGUGGCCACCAAGCAGAAGAACUGGAAGCGCAAGGGUACCAAGCUGCACAUUUAUAACGAUCACACUUUUGUGGCGAAACACAUCGAUCGCGCGGUCCUUUGCUUUGUCUGCAACCGCAGCAUACCGCGCCGUCUAGGCAAGCAGGGCUACGAAUGCCGGGACUGUACGAUCCAGUGCCACAAACCGUGCCACGUGCGGGCUCCCCAAGCCUGCCCGAAUCCGAAGAUACUGUCCAUGCAGCUAUUACGAUGGCCCUGGACCCAGUAGGACAUUUUUGUGCACAACCGUUGGCCAAAUGGUUAAAAAAUCACAGGAAGCGAACGCAUCUCUGCCAAAGGAGCAUUUAUAUGGUGGAACAUAGUGAUCGGCUUAUAAAUCACUGUCAGGAAAAAAGUAUCACCUCUCAAUCUUCUAAACCUUACGUAAAACGUUGACAAAACUAAGAUCACCAAACUAGCAAACAAAAAUGUCUCCUUAGCGUCUACGGUUUCCGCUUCUUGGAUGCUCGAACACAAAACACAAUCUCCCCAAAAAAAAUGGUAAAAUUAGCAAUUCAAAUCACACAAAAAAAAUAUAUAUACACAUAUUUCUCGAACCAUGCAUUACGCUACGAAAACGCUACUUUGUAACGACAAGUUUUAUAUUUGAUAGCAGCUUUGUAACGAAACAGGAAAAACGAUAUGAUGCCACUUAGUUUACUUCAGUGCUGUUCGACAAACUCGCAGAAUUAUUACUAGCUUCGAAACUUUCUCAAAAUGUCCCUUUAUCGCUCUCUUUCACUCUUUUGCUCGAUUGGGUCGGUAAGAUUCUCCAGUAGAUUGUUUAUUUUAUCAACGAAUAGUUCUUCUUUUGGUGGAUCUAGCACAAGUACAAAGCCGACAGAAGGACGUUGAAGGUGAACAGUAAAAAAGCGACCAUCGGAGGCGAUCGAUGUAAGUCCUCCUGCGUAGCUUAGCUUGACAAAAAACGAAAUCAGUGCCUAUGAGGUUUUUCGAUCUGAGCUAGGUAUAGUCAUUAUAACAUAAGAACGGAUCUUUGGGAAAAUGUAAGAAAAUGGGAACAUAAGGAGUACCGAAAUCCUACGUAGUUUACUUGAAGGGAGCGUGAAUUUGUUAGCAAAAUAACGGUGGAAGAUUGUCAAAUUAAAAGAAACAUUUUGAUAACGCACUGGAAAAUGGAAUUAGUCAAGAACAUAAAUUAUCCAUCAAUGUAGAAAACCCCCACAUCCGGGAAGAGCUGUUCGUUCAGUAAUCGUUCUUUAAUGUAAGAUCAUAAGGGAAGCUCUGUGGAAACGGCACGAAAGCCACUGAUCCAUCUGCAUACGCAGGAAUCGUUCGUCCCAAGCACCACUCUCUGUUGAAGUAUGUGUUAAUGUAAAGUUUUGUAUCGUUAUCAUUAUUUUAUUAAUAUCGUUUUGUAAACCCAAGAUGUUAGAAGCAAACAAGGCAAAGGAACAACACAUCACUGUUAAAAAAGAAACCGAAUGAAUAAACUUCAAUAUUGUUGAAAAUG
This is a messenger RNA of Anopheles nili, 4175 nucleotides long. RefSeq lists its product as uncharacterized. The transcript is spliced from 14 exons. Bases 15 to 2930 code for a protein of 971 amino acids. Lineage: Eukaryota; Metazoa; Arthropoda; Insecta; Diptera; Culicidae. The record is from RefSeq and is a predicted model, not a curated record.